UCAGAGGUGAAGUUUACGCUGGCUGUCACUUGAGCCGGUGAACGAGAUACAUGUAUUUGUUCAAGGAAAUAUUUACCGACAAAACAGCAUGACAGUGCGAAUAAUGGCGCUUUAGAAAUGGUACGAACAAAAACAAUGGACUCCUUUUUGAACCCAAAAAGAAAAACGGAAAAAAGGUUGAUGCUGCAUCAAACCAGCUCUCUUGGGGCUGACCUCAACCAACUUGAUGCAGAGCGGUCAAUCCUGAGUGAACCGGAGGACAACCGCAAACGCCGGACACUACUACUCCAUAAAAACAAUCAGUCUUGGGGUUUCACCCUGCAGACAUACGGUAUCAAGAAUAAGAAAACCAACGAGGUGGAGGUGAUGACGUAUGUCGACUACAUCGACCUAAACAGCUCCGCCUACAUCGCUGGUCUCCGGACAGGAGAUGUAAUUCUGUCGGUGAACGGCCGUAGCAUGGAGGAGGCCACGCACGCAGAUCUGGUGUCGGCCAUCAAACUUAGCGGCGAUCAACUCAGGCUUGUGGUACUGUUUGAGGACUGUGUCCACAAGGUGGAGCUGUAUGACCGCAUCAUACGCCUCAAGAGAGUCGUAACCAGCAAGAUGAAAGAGUUACGGGAUCUUGAGUUUCAGGAAAGAGAAAUAUUAGACAGUUACUGUGAGAGCAGGGGCAUCAGUCGCUAUGACAACAUCAGACAGAGUGUGUACAGUACAGCGUCUAGCAGUAGUUGGGAUCGCUACAGCGUUUUAUCCUCCCAGAAUAUCAGUAACUUCCCCAAGGCCCAACAAAGCUUACCCAAGAUCCUGAUCAGCGGGGACAGGUUUUCUGACAAUGUUUUAGUUUACGGUGAGGAGGACACCGGAUCACUAUUGAGCGAGACGCUUUGCCUUGCAGACAGUUACUGCGACACGUCCUAUGCAGAUUCUGAAAGUGACAGUGUUUCUGGUCUUAGGUUUACUUGUGAUGGACAUAGUGUCAACUCUGACAGUUUGGGCAGUGUUAGAAACGGUGUUAGAAGUCAGGAGAAUGGCCCCACAGGGACAAUCAGGCCAGCUGAUGGAAAUAUAGGUGCUCUUUAUGAAGAUCAAGCCCACGAGGAUUUCGACGAUCUGUCGAUGGACAGGUUUGGCCCAAUUGACAUUACUUUCAAUCCCUUACUCAGACAUGACAUCAGAAAAAUAAAAUCUGAAGGUCAUAUGGAAACCCUGGAAUGGAAGUCAUCAAGAAAAAGUGAACAAAAUUUGAAACAUACUAACAAGCUCAAAUUGCCAAAUGUAACUGGCUGUGCUAGAGAAUCAAAACAGCUGUUAGAGGAACAAAGGUGUGGAUCAUUUAGGUCACUUCAGGAACAUGGCUGGCAUGAAGGUGACAGGUCAGAGGUUAAUAGUUCAAGGUCGGAGGUCAGACACAAACAAUUAUCAUUAAACUCACUUGAGAAAAUAAGUACACGUCAAACAGACCAGUCCACUCUGGGAACAACAGCUAGUAUUACACCCCAGAAACGGCAGAUGUCAGGCGAUGUUUUUCCAAGUGAAAAUUUUGAUCACAGCAUUAAGAUACCAUUCCUACAUUCUGGGCCUGUCCAUAUCAAUGAGCGGUCAGAGGUUACAAAGUUGUGAUGUCAUAGUGGAAAAAAACACUGGAAUUAUUGAUCAAUUUAUUCAGAGCUUUCAUUGGGACAUCCUCGAUAUCCAGGGGUUACGCUCACUUUCGCUCUAUACACCCCUGAAAUAUGUCAUAGCAAAAUUG
Molecule: messenger RNA, 1753 nt
Organism: Mizuhopecten yessoensis (Yesso scallop)
Lineage: Eukaryota; Metazoa; Mollusca; Bivalvia; Pectinida; Pectinidae
Exons: 7
Coding region: 118-1623 (501 amino acids)
Molecular function (GO): protein binding
Source: RefSeq, a predicted model, not a curated record